AUGAAGUUAUUAUAUAGAAAGCGUGAUAACGAUAAGAUGAUUAUCGGUUUAAUUACAGAAGAGGAUGAUGAUUUGUGGGGAGUGUAUAAUUUGUUAAGUUUAAAUGAUGAAAUAGAAUCUUUUACUUCAAGAAAGGUUCAGAAAGAUAUUGGUAAUAAUUCUUAUGUAACUGAAAUAAGAAAGUUGAUGUUAACAUUGUGUAUUACUAAGAUUGAUUUUGAUUGUGAAAAUAAUAGUUUAAGAGUAUCAGGAAAAAAUGUAAAAGUAAAUGAAUAUGUUAAGAUUGGUCAGUAUCAUACAUUUGAUAUAGGUGUUAAUGAUAAAAUAAAAAUUAUGAAAAAGAACUGGGAUCAUAUAUAUAGAGAAAAAUUAGAAGAAUGUACUAAUAUAAAGAAUAAUUGUGAAAUUGCUAUUUUAUUAAUUGAUUGUGGUCGUGCUAAUAUGUAUUUACUUACACAACAAUUAUAUAAAACAAUAUUUAGUAUUAAUAAGAUAAUACAUAAGAAAAAAGACAAAAAUAAUUCGCCGUCAUAUAAAAAAUCAUUAGAAAGUUUUUUUAAUAAUGUCAUAAAAAAUUUAUAUUCAAGUAUUAAUUUUGAGAAAAUAAAAUGUCUGGUUUUAGGUGGUCCUGGUUUUUUUAAAAAUGAUUUUUUUACUUAUCUGUAUGAAAAAUCAGAUAUGAAGAAUGAUAAGAAUAUUCUCACAUUAAAAAAUAAAUUUUUAAUUGUAAAAACAUCGAAUAUUUUUAAAAAUUCUUUAAAUGAAAUAUUAAAUGAUGAAAAUAUGAAAAAACAAAUUUUAAAUUUGAAAGUGGUAUCAAAUGUGGAUAUUUUAAAUAAAUUUUAUAAAAUUUUUGAAAAAGAUGAAGACAAAAUUUGUUAUGGUCCUGAUGAAGUGAAAUAUGCAUCGAAAAUAAAUGCUAUAGAUUCAUUAUUAAUAACUGAUAAAACAUUUAGAAGUUGUGAUGUUAAAACUAGAAAGGAAUAUGUUCAGGUAGUACAGCAUGUAAAAAAUACAGGAGGAAAAGUUUAUAUUUUUUCAGAUAAUCAUACAUCAGGUGAACAAUUAAAUUCUUUAACAGGUAUUGCAGCUAUAUUAAAGUUUCCUAUUUUUUAUGAUAUUCAUAAGGGAGAUGAUAAGGGACAAUAUAUAAAAGAAGAUCAUAUUAAAAGGGAAGAUACACAAAAAGGUGAGUAUAUGAAAAAUAUAUGA
This is a messenger RNA of Plasmodium adleri (nom. inval.), 1212 nucleotides long. RefSeq names its product PelOta protein homologue, putative. The transcript has a single exon. Gene Ontology annotation, biological process: nuclear-transcribed mRNA catabolic process, no-go decay; nonfunctional rRNA decay; nuclear-transcribed mRNA catabolic process, non-stop decay. Gene Ontology annotation, cellular component: cytoplasm. The record is from RefSeq and is a predicted model, not a curated record. NCBI's taxonomy places the organism in Eukaryota, Apicomplexa, Aconoidasida, Haemosporida, Plasmodiidae. Bases 1 to 1212 code for a protein of 403 amino acids.